Messenger RNA from Sphaerulina musiva SO2202, 1722 nucleotides. RefSeq lists its product as uncharacterized. NCBI's taxonomy places the organism in Eukaryota, Fungi, Ascomycota, Dothideomycetes, Mycosphaerellales, Mycosphaerellaceae. The record is from RefSeq and is a predicted model, not a curated record. The transcript has 2 exons. Bases 689 to 1015 code for a protein of 108 amino acids.
GCUACUGCCCCUGCGCCAGUCGCCGGCCUGCGCAAGAAUGGCAAGCAGUGGCACGAACCGAAGAAGGCCUUCCGGCUCACGGCUGGUCAGACGAGCUACGCAAAACGAGUCGCACGAGAGGCGCAGGCCGCCGAGGUGAAGAAGGUCGAGAAUGAAAUGAAGGGCGAGAAGGAACAAGAGCGACAGCGGCGCGUUCAAGCCAUCAAGGACAAGCGUGCAGCAAAGGAAGAGAAAGAAAGAUAUGCCAAGAUGGCAGAGAAAAUGCACAAGAAGCGUGUGGAACGCUUGAAGCGAAGGGAAAAGCGCAAUAAGCUGCUCAAGUCAUAAGCAACAAGCUUCUUAGUGGACACCUUGUCUUGCAUCAUGCUAUGGCAACCUCAAGACUCGCGAGACGCAGAUGCGCUCUGCCGCGUGAAGCAGAUAUUCAUUCUGCCCGUUGCCGCCAUUCUGAUAUUGAAGGCGGCACCUGUGGGCAUGAGAAGAUGUCGACGCUGCAUGAAUCGAUGCUUGCCUUCUGAAUGGCUUCACUGUCCCAGCCUUCAAAGACAAUGAUACUUCGGCCGCUCUCCCGUCGCUACAACAGCGCAGAAAUUCUCAUGAAAACUGCAGCACCUGAAAGCGUCGAACCUACCGCCCGGCCGCCAAACAGGUGAUGCAGACUUGAUCCGGAAAUACUUGACCUUACUCCAUGGUCGAGCUGAGGCACUGUUUUGUCUGUCGACGAGGUGACAACCUGGACUCGCAAAGCAGCACACUACGGUAUACCCGCCUCGUGAUUUUCCUGUGCCACUGCGGUAGCUGCCUUAUGCCAGUCUGUAGACUAAAUGCAACCGUGCCUGUUCCACGGCGCUCUUUCUUCUUCGGGUGGCAACUGCAAACUCUAGUGAUUGAGCAGCCUUGCUUGAAAGGAGGACAUAUUCACGUCAUCAGCCGGAAAAUUAUUGUUCACUCAGGCAAAAACGCCUAUCAUGCAAAGGAGCACGAUCUAUUGGACAGCAAGUCAGGGUUGGAAUGACCUCCGCAAGAAGGAUCGGGCGAAUCGCCUUUUCUGGUAUUCGCAACAAGAAGCAAUGUUGAUGCGGCAUGCCCAAGAUCCAUAUGCUGAAAUCUAUUGUCCCCCGAUCGUAGGAGGUAGUGUGCUUCCAACGGAGGCGGCACCUAGACAGGCUCGUGCCGCCGAGGGAUCCCCCAACUCAUGACAUGUACGUGGCUACAGAGUUCGCACCUAGUUUUGCUAUAGCGCAUCAGGACGCAUGUGAUAUGACUGGACCAGACCCUGAGACGCAACGGGCAAGAGGGCAUAUGCCUUGUCUGUGACAGGUCUACAUGCAGCAUUCAUCGAUGUUCGGGAUGUGGCAGUCGUUGAUGUUGUCGAUCAUAUUGUCUGCAAAUAUGCCGAUUGUGCUCUUUGUAACGAUGUCCUGGGAGGUAGGAAGUAGGAUAUCUUCCGACUCGAUGAGACCGAGGCUGAGACCUGUUUCCAAUUCUGUCAAUUGCACGACGAAGGAUUUCCAAGACAUGGGGCGCAUCGAGGCGCAAAGUGGCGUAGGAGAUCGACAAACCACGAGGCUACAGCACCAACGCGCUAUUGGCUCUGGAUCCCCCGAGAACCGCAUUUCAGCUUACCACUUUCGACCAUAAAUGGCAGUGAUGGCAUUGAUUUCGCUCAGCUAACCUGAAGCGACGUCUUUGUCUUGGGUAUAACCAUUGAGUGAGUAAUGG